GGCGUAGAGAGUCAACUACAGCAGAUGCUCCUCUCACCAACACACGGAGCACAAGAGCGGCAUGGAUUUCCGUGAUUCCCGUUGCUUCAUCCUUGAUGCCAUAGGUAGCCUACUCCAUCCUGACGCACGUCGGGCAAGCUCUUAGUAGCGUUCCUAGCCGUUAGAAUCCGAAGUCAGCCUACUUCCUCUUGUUUCUACUUACGCUUGCCUACUACCCUCCCUAAACUCCGUUGCCUCGCACUUGGUCGAGCGGUUUAGGCGCUUAGUCCGCGGCAGCGGAAGCCUAUCGGGAUAUGGGCAUGGAGGCCAUGGAAGCGUCGGAUAGCGCAGGAGGCGACUCUAACGGAUUCGUGGAUCUGGGAAGCAUUCUUGGCGGAGAUCGAUGGACAUACGUCAACGAUGACCUGACAGCCAGCACGGGGAGCAACAGUAGCGCGUCUGGUGCUAUUCCUGGCGGGGCUUCCCCAUCCCAUGAGUUCCUGCAGGUUACAGGGGGGGACGCGCAGGUGGCGAACGCCUACAGGGGGGACAACGCUCAUACGACUUUUCCCUGCACCACCGGCAUCCACAUCAGCGGCACCGGCGGCGUCAGCAGCAGCAGCAGCAGCCGGUGGGACGGCGGGUUCUUUCGCUUGGACGGGCGGAGCUCGGUCUUCUCCGCUGUGCCCUGGCGAGGAGCGCCUGACAGUGCCGGUAUUGGCGGCGAUGGUGCUCAUGCUGUUGCAGGCGGGCCCAGGGGGCUGUCGCAGAGUGUCUCCUUCGCGUUUGAUGCCGCGGCGAGUACUGCGGGUAUGGGUGCCGGUGGUGUGGCGUCUGCUGGUCUCGGUUCUCACGGCCGUGCUGGGGCAUGGGCCGCGCAGAACCGCCUGGGGUGCAGUAUGGCGGACGGCAAGGACUUGGCGGGCCAGCCUGGCGGUGGUAGCGCCAGCUGCGGCAGCAGCAGCAGGAUUGGCGCGGCUAAUGCGGUGUCGAACGACGGUGGCGGGUUAGCUGGAGCAGCAGGGGGGGGUGGGAGUGCGGGGGAAGCGACUGUGAACAGCAGCAGCAAUAGCAGGAGCGGCGGUGGUGGCGGCGGCGGUGGUGGCGUAGCAAGCAGUGGGAGAUGUGCGUUUCCCUGGUGCAGCUCAGCUCGUGACGCCCUGCCGUCCCUGCUGCCCACGGAACAAGUGGUGCUGGAGGAGCCCAAUACCCUGCUGGUCAACACGGACACCACAGGCCACCUCCUGCUCACCUCGCUCCGCCUCCUCUUCCUCUCCGCCUCCCCCUCUCCCGCCGCCCUGCCGUCCUCUGCCUACCCCGCCUCCCCACCGUCUGCGCUGUCGCCUCACCCCCUGGGCUCGGUGUUCUUCCCUGUGAUCGACCGGGUCACCAAACUGCCCCCGGGUCGUCUGGCACACAGCAGGGACCAGCUGCUACAGGUGCACACCAAGGACGCUCGAGUGCUGGUAUACGCUCUGCCUCCUCGCAUGUGCCGGCAGGUGCCACCUUUGUUUGACACCAUCAUUCACCUGCUGCCUCGCUCACUGCUCGAGCUGCCGGUCUUCCACCCACCCCUUGCUGCGCUCGCCACGCCCACUGCCGCCGCCACCAGCACCACCAGCACCACCAGCACCACCAGCAGCACCAGAAGUGGCAACAGCAGUAGCAGCAGCAGUGUGGGCAAUCUGGAGGAGGCUGGUCUCUCACCCACGGCACGGGCCUCGUACGGUGCUGGCGCUGCCACUCCUCCCCGCGCCUGCACACCCCCACUGCCAUCGCCACCAGCAGCAGCAGCAGCAGCAGCAACACCAGAGCUAGCAGCAGCAGGAACACCGUCAUUACCAGCAGCAUCAGCAUCAGCAGGUGCGGCUAUGCAUGCAGUGGGCGUGUGGGCAGCGCACGAGCCGUCAGCAGUUAUAGUGGCGGAGUACACGCGAGUGCUGGCCAUGCUGCCAGAGCAGUGGCGGCGCCUGUGGCAGAUCAGCCGGGUCAACGCCUCCUACGCUGCCUGCUCCUCCUACCCGCAGCGCCUGCUCCUGCCCUCCUCCAUCAGUGACGAGGACGCCAUGGCAUCUGCCGCCUUUCGAGCCCGAGGCCGCUUUCCUGUCAUGUGCUGGCAGCACCCAGGCAAUGGCGCUGUGCUCAGCCGUGCAGCGCAGCCGCUUGUGGGUAUCCUUUCCAACAACCGAAGUGAUGCGGAUGAGCGCCUGGUUGCAGCGCUUGCUGGCCCUGCUCUCCCUGGGGACAGCUUCAGGCGGCUAGUGGUGGCGGAUGCACGGCCGCGCAAGAACGCCAUAGCGAAUGGAGCCAUGGGGGGUGGCUAUGAGUCAUCUGCCAACUACCGCGGCACAGAGGUGGUGUAUCUGGGCAUCGACAACAUCCAUGCAGUGCGGGACAGCAUGAACCGCCUGCGAGAGUACCUGGACACGCACGGCUCUGCCUGCUCUGAUGGCUCCUCCUCGCUCCUCAGGAGUGGCACGGGAGGGUGGACGGGAGGGUCGGUGAGUGGGACGUCGCAGGUGGUGGGCGCGCUGGUGGACUCGUGCUGGCUGCAGCACUGUCACUCGCUGCUCUCCGGCGCCGUCUUCAUCGCUGCACAGAUCGCCCUGCAGGGCAACUCCGUGCUUGUGCACUGCAGUGAUGGGUGGGAUCGCACACCCUCUCUCAUUGCCCUAGCAAUGCUGUUGCUGGACCCCUACUACCGCACCUUCCACGGCUUCCAGUCGCUAGUGGAGACGCAGUGGGCGGCGUUCGGCCAUCCCUUUGCUGACCGCCUGGGCGUGCCAGCAGACCCCCCCACCGCCUCCUCCUCCUCCUCUCGCACGAACCCCGCUCUCUCCCUCGCCGCUGCUGCCGCUGCCGCAUCAGCACGACCUCCCCAAGCGCCUGUUUCUGGGGGAGCAGUCUCGGGGUCUGCUGCUGCUGCGGGUGCAGGGUGUGGUGCUGCUGGGUGUAGUGCGGCUGGUCAUAGUGUAAAUAGCUCAACUGGUGCGACUUCCAGUGCUGCUGCUGCUGCUGCUGCCGGUGCAGCGGGGUACGGGGGUGCCUCCCUGUCAUCGCUGUCAGCAUCGGGGUUCCCUGUGGCGAGCAGCAGCGUGGCGGGAUCGACCUUCCAGGCCAACAGCAGCACCAACCAGUCGCCUGUGUUCUUCCAGUGGAUUGAUGCUGUGGCGCAGCUGCUGCGCCUCUUCCCACGCGCCUUUGAGUUCUCCACGGCGUUCCUAGUGGACCUGCUAGACAGUGUGCUGUCGUGCCGCUUUGCCAACUUUCUCUGCAACAGCGACAAGGAGCGCAUGGCCGCAUGCACCUACCACUCCUCCUCCACCCGCACCCAUGCCGCCCACUCGCCCGCAUCCCUCCCGCCCUGGUGUGUGUGGGAGCACCUCAGACGCACGAGGGAGCCCUCCUGUCCCUCCUCCCCCUCCCCCUCCUCUGCUGCUGCUGCUGCUGCAGGGGAUGUGGGGAGUGGUGGUAGUGGGGGCGAUGGAAGGGGAUGGCAGGUGGACGCAUCUGUUGAAGCAUCUGCUGGUCUCUGUUGCCCUCUGAGCCACCCGCAUGUCAACCCCCUCUACUCCCCCUCUUCCAUCUUCGCCACCGCUGCUCCCCCUGCUACUGCUCCUGUUCCUGCGCCUGCUACGGCUACCACAUCCGCAAGCACCACUAGCACAAGAAGUGGCACUAACAGCUGCCCCCUGGCACUUAUUCGCCCUGUGUCCUGCCCUCCUGCUCCAAUACGCCAUAUCUCUCUCUUCCCCCCAUCCCCUCCGUCCCCCGCCAUUCUCCUCCCCCCUGCUGCCUCUCUUGCCCCCGUGCUCCUGCCUGAGCUCUACCUUCGCUGGUGCUGCCCGGCUGCUGUUCCGCCCCUCCGCUCCCUCCUCUCUUCCUCCCCUCCUCUUCCACCUUCAACUGCUGCGGCUGCUGCUGGUAGUGGUGGUGGCAUUGGAAGCAUGGAGUGUGUAGGAGGGUUCGAGCCUAUGGCGUCUUCUCUUCUGCUGGAUGGGAGGGGAGGAGGAGGGGAAGGAGGGGGGGGAGCAGCAGCGGCGGCGGCAGCAACGGUGUCUUUGCUGUCCUCCAGUUGCCAUGCUGCUGUGCUGCACUCAAGUGGGAGUCCGCAGCGGCAGCACAGUCACCAGCCACACCGCAAGCGCCAGCACCAGCACCAGCAUCACCAGCAGCAGCAGCAGCAGCAGCAGCAGCAGCAGCAGCAGCAGCAGCAGCAGCAGCAGCAGCAGCAGCAGCAGCAGCAGCAUGAGCACGUCAAGGGGUGGGUGGCUCGGGGCGAGCCGGUGCAUUGGGACUCUGUAGCCGCUGAAAUCCGGCGCCUCUACCACUCGCACCGACUCAUUGAAGCGGAAUGUGCAUCACUACAGGGUGCAGUGGAGGAAUCCUGGCAAGGCAUGCAGCAGCUGCAGCAGGCUCUGCAGGAGAGUGAGAGCAGGCGAGCAGAGGCCGAGAGGCGCAGGGACGAAGCAGAGAGAGAAAAUGCGGACCUUCGCAGGAGCCUUGCCAAUCUGCAGCAGUCCCAGGAGGUCAUGUUAGCAGCAGUGUGCCAGGAAGCAGCGUCGGCUGCUGCUGCUGCCGCCUUCUCUGCUGCUGGUGGGGAGGGUUCUGCUGCUUCCGCGUCUGCUGCUGCUGCUGUCCGGUCGCGCAUGGCUUCGUUCUCGCGUUUCCCAUCGUUUGCUUCUGCAGCAGCAGCGGCAACGGCAGCAGCAGCGGCAGCAGCAGCUGCUGCAGGUGGGUUGCGCUACGCCUUGCCAACAGGUGCUCGGAGAUCACAGAGCAUUUCCUCUGAUGCCAGGUCUGGUGCUACUGGUGGUGCUGCUGCUGCUUCUGCUGAUUCUAUCGAAGCCAGUAGUCUCUCCAGCCACAAUCAUGCAGUGGGAUUGGGAGAGGCACUUCGCCUUGAAACAGGCAGCAGUGGUGGUGCCACAUCCCCUGCACCCACCACUCCGCCCUUCCUCCCCAACCACGCUGCUUCAUGGAGCCCCUGCUUUGGAUCAAAAGGGGGAGUUCCCACCUGCCCCAGUUGUACCCGCCCUCUCAUGGUUGUAGCACCAGGAGAGAACGAGGUAGAUGAGGGGGGAAUGGGCCAGGAAGGUGGGGGGCGAAGAGGCGGUUUGAGGGGAGAAGGGGUGGAAGGGAGCAGUGCAAGAGCGCGGGAGGACGGGGAGUGGGAGGAGGCGAUAGAGGGGUUGCAUUACGAGUGCCUGUGGUGUGGCCUGAGUGCCUCUGGCUGCCGCAAGGCGUCUGGAAGCUGGACGGCGGCUGCAGAACUCGAUAGCGGGGCGGUGGGAGGGAGCUGCAGGGGGAAGGAUUUUGAGCAGCUGGUGCAGCAGCAAAGGCAGCAGGGGCAGCAACCACAGCAGCUCAACAAGGGGCUGGCGUGGUCGGCUGGAGGUGCACAUACUACAAGUGGUGAAGCAGCCCAGGGUAAGCUCUAUGCUGGUGGUAAUGGCGGUAACACCAGCAGUGCCACUACGACAGGCAGUGUGAGCAAUGGCCACGGUGUGGUAUGCUCCAUGCCGCUGCCUGCAUUUGUCCGAGCGGAUUUUGAUGCGCUGAGAUGUGGGCCCAUCCCCGACUACGUGGGCUCCCUCUCUUCGUCCUCGUCCCACUCUGCGGGUGCUGCUGCUAUGUGAAAUAUCUGAAGCCUGAGCAACUCAAGCCAAUGGCUCAAGCCAUUGGAGGACUGCAGCUGCCAGCUUCAGGAUUUUCCAUGUUGGAGGUUGGAACCGAUUGGACUAGAGCAGGUGCUUGCUAGUGCAAGCAAUACACACGAUGUGAAGCAGUACUGUUUUCCGUAGGAGCUCUCCUUCCAUGUGCAAUUAUUUCAUGCGGCAGUUGUGAUUGAUUUCAUUGUGUUCUAGUUUUGCAUAAUGGGAAAGCUU
Closterium sp. NIES-67 is the source of this 5867-nucleotide messenger RNA. The record is from the annotation of a GenBank genome assembly. NCBI's taxonomy places the organism in Eukaryota, Viridiplantae, Streptophyta, Zygnematophyceae, Desmidiales, Closteriaceae.